AUGGCGGCGGAAUCAUUUCCGGGGGGUGAGGAAGAAUUUCAAGAACAAACAAAAAAAGCCUUCUCGGGAAAGGUACAAAAUUAUAAAUUUUACUUGGAAGAAAAUCUAUUGAAAUGGGAAGAAGGUUUAUGGACAAGGGGCUCCAUAAAACUUUUUCCCGAAACCGACAUCACUAAUUUUUCCGAUAUAGUUCUAACAACACUUGAAGAUUUCAUUCUUAGUCAAACAAUAUCCUCAGCAAUUUCUGAGGAAAAUACAAAAUUGCGCGAUGAGAAUGAAAGUUUCAAGUGUCAAUUAGAGGAAAUGAUAAAAAUGAAGGAUUUAGAAAAACAUUUGCUGUCGAAAUUUAUUUUACUUUUGAAUGAAAAGAAACGGAAAAUUAGGGAACUAGUGGGAGAAAUUGAAAAAUUGAAGGAAAAAUACGAACCGUCUGCUUAUCAAUUGUCGACUGAUGAGGAAAUUAGUGACGAUGAGAAAGAAAUGAAUGUUACUGAUAGUCCGAUACCUUCGACAAGUAAUGCGAGUUGUAAUAAAUUAAAAACUGAGGACAAAAUUGUAGAUUUUGACACUAAGAGGGAAAUGGAAAUUGAAGAGAAAGUUCGUGUUGAUGACAGUAGGUCUUCUAGUCCAAAACCUUCGACAAGUAGUUCAUUUAAUAGAAUACUAGAAUCGACUCCAAGUAAAAGUAAAAAAUUGGAUGAAAAACAAUCAUUUUCGAUUCCACUGAGACGUAGAGGUUCGAUAAUGGACGAAGAACUCGAAGAUAUUGUGAAUAGUGUUGUAAAUAGUGUUCCUGAAAAAAGUACCUGUCGAUCAGCAGUUAAAUCACGUAAAUGUUUAUUCGAAGAAAGUGACGAAGAAAUAGAAUUGAAAUUUGACACUCAAACUCAAUAUCAAAUAGAUGAAGAUAUAUUUUCAUAAUAUUUUUUCACUCCCGAUUUUAUUUAUUGCAAUAUUAUUUAUAUCUUCGAUUACAUCGUUCAUGAAAAAGUUUUAUCGACAGGCAUAAUUUUUUUCGGGAACAUUUUUCUUUCUAGCCAUUUCUUUUUUCUCAUUUUUUUAUUUUCAUCUUUAAUUAUCUGCAUGAUUUUGUCAAGCAAAUGUUUUUCUACUCCUAUUUUCAAU
This is a messenger RNA of Leptopilina heterotoma, 1125 nucleotides long. RefSeq names its product DNA repair protein XRCC4-like. The transcript has a single exon. The record is from RefSeq and is a predicted model, not a curated record. The coding region runs from base 1 to 921 and encodes 306 amino acids. Gene Ontology annotation, molecular function: DNA binding. Gene Ontology annotation, biological process: DNA recombination; double-strand break repair. Gene Ontology annotation, cellular component: nucleus. Lineage: Eukaryota; Metazoa; Arthropoda; Insecta; Hymenoptera; Figitidae.